Messenger RNA from Sardina pilchardus (European sardine), 3242 nucleotides. It is a transcript of the gene slc25a16, whose product is annotated as solute carrier family 25 member 16. Bases 219 to 1184 code for a protein of 321 amino acids. NCBI's taxonomy places the organism in Eukaryota, Metazoa, Chordata, Actinopteri, Clupeiformes, Clupeidae. Gene Ontology annotation, biological process: mitochondrial coenzyme A transmembrane transport. The transcript is spliced from 11 exons. Gene Ontology annotation, cellular component: mitochondrial inner membrane. The record is from RefSeq and is a predicted model, not a curated record. Gene Ontology annotation, molecular function: coenzyme A transmembrane transporter activity.
UUAUCGAUUUGUUGUUGGAAGUCAAUGGAGCAUGAUGAACGGAGAUAGCCUGUAGCUAGCUAGCUAACAAGCUAACAGAGUAGUAACAGACAGGAGCCACUAGCGAGGCAGGCUGUGUCAAAGACCUAGGAGAAAAUCACUGGUUGUGCAACUGCAACGUACUGCUGACAGUUGACCUUGCUCCUGACGGAAAUGUAUGAGUCUUGACAACUAGAAUCAUGGCAACGGAGGCGUCGGUCUCCUCACCUGGGCGCCCCCAGAUCUCAACCCCCGCGCAGAGGGACUACUACUGGGUGCGCUCUUUCGUAGCUGGAGGUGUGGCAGGAUGUUGUGCCAAGUCGACUAUUGCUCCUCUGGAUAGAGUGAAGAUUUUAUUACAAGCUCAUAACCCCCAUUACAAGCACCUUGGUGUGUUUGCUACCCUUAAGGCAGUGCCACAAAAGGAGGGGUUUCUUGGCCUCUAUAAGGGAAAUGGAGCCAUGAUGGUUAGAAUAUUUCCCUAUGGCGCCAUUCAAUUUAUGGCCUUUGACAACUACAAAAAGUUUCUUAGCAAACGAUUAGGGAUAUCUGGUCACAUCCACCGGCUGCUGGCUGGGUCACUGGCAGGAAUGACGGCUGUUAUUUGCACUUACCCACUAGAUGUAGUUCGAGCCCGCCUUGCCUUUCAAGUGACUGGAUAUCAUCGCUAUACAGGCAUUGCCAAUGCAUUUCAAACAAUAUACCUGAAGGAGGGUGGCGUCACUGGGUUCUAUCGUGGUCUCACACCCACCAUUAUUGGCAUGGCCCCUUACGCAGGGUUCUCCUUCUUCACCUUUGGAACACUAAAGAGCAUGGGUCUUACUCAUGCCCCAGAACUCGUUGGCCGACCUUCGCUGGACAACCCGGACGUGCUGGUGCUGAAGCCCCAUGUUAACCUGCUGUGUGGGGGCAUCGCUGGUGCCAUUGCCCAAACCAUAUCUUACCCUCUGGACGUGGCACGCAGGAGGAUGCAGCUGGGAACGGCCCUUCCCGAUUCUGAAAAGUGCUCCACCCUCACCAACACCUUGAAGCAUGUGUAUCACCAGCACGGGGUUAAGAAUGGACUGUAUCGCGGUCUGUCUCUCAACUACAUCCGCUGUGUCCCCUCCCAAGCUGUGGCCUUCACCACCUAUGAGUUCAUGAAACAGGUACUGCAUCUGAACUAGGACAGGCCUGGAGGAGCGUCCCUGUUCUGAGUUGACCCCAUUGGGCAUGCUGCAGCCUUUGGCAUCCCCAUUCCAACACAGACUGCCAGCUCUGUUGACCAGCUGCGUCAGCAUUGCCUCUUGUUUGGGUGGGUGGGUGGGUGAGUGGGGAGCACCACGCCACACCACACCACACCACACCACAGUCUGGCCAAACAUGUCACUUUGGACUUCACCCUGACAACUGUGUCCGCCUACAUGCAGUGGUUUCCCAGUCUGACUUGAGUCAGAGUGCUCUGCCGAGAGGAGAAUUAAAACACAACAGCAACAUCCACAAAGCAUUGUAGCUACUGCGUCAUCUGGGAUGCUGUAAUCUGAAUGCAUUCAGAUAAUGACGGGAGAAUUAAUCACCAUUAAAAAGCUGCCUUCUCUAUCCGAGCCCACCCCAACCCCCAUUUCCACAACUGAAAAGCACCAAACAGUCCCUCACCAUUUGCUAUUUAAAGUACUUCUAUGUUUUGGCCAACAACAUACGAAUAGAGAAAUGCUUAGAGAAAUGGGCUCAUUAAGAGAAUCACAGCAUUUCCCAAAAGCAUUUCAGUUUUAAAUGAGGGUAACUUCUCCUAUUUUGUGUAUUUUACUUAAUCUUGGGUUCAUAUUUAAUCUCCAAAGUCUUACCUGUGAGUGUCAUUGUGAAUGGCCAUUUCAGGUGUGACUGCCAAUCAUAAGCCCACAAACCGCCUCCCAUCGUCACAGAUUGAGAAUGAAUAUUUUGGUCAUUGAAGACCAGAUAAGCGAUAUGUUGAGCUUGUUGCUGUGAUGCGGGUUUUGGGUCCAAUGCCUUUGUUGUGUGUGUGUGUGUGUGUGUGUGUGUGUGUGUGUGCUCUCGUGUCUAUUUGCACUAUGCCAACCAUAAUUGUACAAAAUGAACAAAUGAAUUCAUGCUACCAUCUUUCUCAUUCAGUUAAACAUAGCAUACGUAAAGGAGUGGGCUUUUCUUUUUCAUGGGUUGACAUUGUGUUCUCUUGCUUUUCAGUGUCCUGAUUCAUACUGUUUGGCUAUGUUUGUCUUUUUCAAAUGUUAUUUCGCUUCAUUCAAUUACGAGUUUCAUUCAGUACAGAACUGAGUUUAAUGAUUAUGAAUGUGCGGUGCUGUGUAGCGCUUCAGGUGUUGACACCUUAAUCAGGUACCAUCCACCUCAUUUCAUGAUUUCACAUCUCAUGCCUUUGUUUUUUUUUUUUUUUUUUUUUUUAAAUCACAUCGGUAUGAAAGGGUGAAUGCUGGGGGUAAUCAUACUUUGAUAUGUAUCUUUAUUUUUUGGGGGGACAAUCCGCACUUUUAUUCUGGCCUCAUAUUUAUUUAAGUGUACUUUUGAUUCUGUCCACAUGAUGGCAGUGUGGGGCUUGAUCUCUUUUUGUUUACAAGCAACUUUCAAUCCCCCAGCCUUUCUAACAAUAACGCACAUGUUUGAUAUGUGAGAUGUUGGUUCUGGUGUCACAUGCUGUAUGUAUAUGAUGAGUAGAGUGUGUCGCUCCACCAAAGGAAUCAAAGGGAAAGUUUACGCCCUCGCGACUUGUGUGCUGACACACAGGCCUUUAUACACAAGGAUUAUGUUGUUAGUGUGCGUGUAUGUGUUCUUAUUGUGCGACACAAUUUCACUCAUGCAGUAAUGUUUAUAGUGUCAAAUAUUGUACUAUAAAUCACUGUUUCAUUUUUAGCAUAAGCCAUUGAAGCAGAUAUUUGAAACAUUGAAAGACUGCAUCAACUACGUAUUUAAUGCUGUUUAGAAAUUCCUGUCAAAUUUGUAAAAUAUUUAAGAUACACAGCUGCCCUGUUAAUAUGGAUGGAAUAUUGAAUAUUGAUAAGGAAUAUGGAGAACAUGUAUGAAGAAUGCACUGUAUGAAACAACAUAUUCUUGAUGAUGUGGUCACCAUUUUCAUAUAGGACAGCUUGGUGCAGUAGAGAGGUAUUUUAUGUAUAUUAACAGAAUUAACUACUGAGUAUGCCUUCAGUAUUUUCAGUCCUCAACUGUUGCUUAUGUUGAAUCAUAUUGAAAUUAAAGCUGUUAUGGUCUUGUCA